This is a messenger RNA of Fusarium musae, 1389 nucleotides long. RefSeq lists its product as uncharacterized. Gene Ontology annotation, biological process: regulation of DNA-templated transcription. The transcript is spliced from 3 exons. Gene Ontology annotation, molecular function: DNA-binding transcription factor activity. Bases 1 to 1389 code for a protein of 462 amino acids. NCBI's taxonomy places the organism in Eukaryota, Fungi, Ascomycota, Sordariomycetes, Hypocreales, Nectriaceae. The record is from RefSeq and is a predicted model, not a curated record.
AUGCCUCCAACCAAAAGAAAAGCCACCAACGCCCUUGAUCCAACCGAGCGCAAAAGAGCACAGAACCGUAUUUCCCAGCAAUGUCUGCGCGAGAAGAACAUCACUUACAUUCGUAACCUGGAGGAGACGAUUGAGCUGCUGCAAAAAGUGGCUACUGGCUCGGAUCCUCAAGAUCGGUACUCUGUUCUUCUUGAUGCGCAUCUUAAGUUGAUAGCUGAGAAUCGGAAGCUGGAAGAUGCUUUGUUGAGACUGAGGAAGAAGUUACUCAGCUUUGGUCAAGCGGCUACUGCCGCGGCCGAUGACGAGGUCUUUGAGUCUAUAUUUCGGAGGAGAGAUGCUGAAAACCCAGAAGCACAGCAAUCUGUACCGCGGACGGAAGUAGUCAACCACGAAACACCUCCUGCUCUUAAUCCCUCGAUCAACAAUCAGUCUUUUGAGGACGCACCAGAGCAAGCCAACCAGACAGAUAUAUUUAAAGACGCGUCAUUUCUUCUGGAUCUAUCGAUGGCGGGCCAAGAGCACGAGGCUUUGACCCCGAGCACAAUGCAGCCUGGCGAUACCUUCUUAGAUCCAGCCAUGUCGUCUCUAUCACCGAGAUCCCUUUUGUUUGUCCCGAAUCAGCUCAGUAUCACGUCAAUGUCCAUAUUUGGCUCUAGACUCCUUGGUGCCUGUCGUCGGCAUUUGAAUAACCUGCACGACUCUGGAGAUCAUGCCGAAAUGGUCGACAAGAUAAUCAAGACUGCUGUGCGCUUCUCUAUGCGCUGCGCAGGACUGGAAUCGUAUGCCUAUGGAGUGAACGGGGCUAAAUAUAUCGAAAAGGUCAUAAGUUGGCGUCUUGGAAUCGAGUCCAAGAAUUCCGUUCCACUGCCAUUCCGCCCUACACCCCUCCAGUCCAAAAACCCCACGCACUUCUGGGGAAUUGACUUAUUCAACUGGCCCGAAAUCAGAGACCAGCUCGUCCUCGAAGCAGAAACCACUGAUUUCGACGAACUCCUCAAAGACCUAGUCUUACACUCGGUCAUCGAACCCGCCAACCACAGCGUCGCAGUCAACGUCCUCGACAUCUUCGAAAACCAGGUCCUGCGCCGCCGUCAACACCAAAAAGUCCCGCCCAGAAGCUACUUCACCGAUCCAUCAUGGACACUAUUACAGAUCGGCCCUGAAGUUGGGGAAUGGUACUCUUCUGAGCAUGAUAUAGUCGAAGAAGCUAUCUUCCAAGAACUAGAUCGUCAGAUAAACACGGCGCCGAGUCCGGAUGAUAAUCCUGUGGAGGAGAGUCGCGCAAACGACGUAGCCAAGUUUCUGGGUCUAGAUGACUUUUGCGAGUGGAAAUUGAGUAAAGAGUUUGCAAGGAAAUAUCCAAAGUUGGAUUGCUCGACGGGUAAGUGA